Messenger RNA from Trematosphaeria pertusa, 1684 nucleotides. RefSeq lists its product as uncharacterized. The transcript has a single exon. The record is from RefSeq and is a predicted model, not a curated record. NCBI's taxonomy places the organism in Eukaryota, Fungi, Ascomycota, Dothideomycetes, Pleosporales, Trematosphaeriaceae. The coding region runs from base 97 to 1677 and encodes 526 amino acids.
CUCUUUCUGGAACCUUGAAUCUCGACGUCUCUCCACCAGUCAUUUCAAUGUCGAGAAUUUUCUCUAAUAUCACUCGCACCACCUUCAGCACCCUUCAUGUUGCUCACACUUCCUAAACCAGCCAAGGCGGAAUUCGAAUUCAAGACUCAUGAUUACUCUCCGACCAUCUCUUCGUACGCGGCCGCUCGAUUCUCCCCAAAGCUCAACGGCGGGCAACUGCCCUCACAGCCGGCCAGUGCCUCUUCCACCAUGGGCACGCCUCACCGAGGGCUUCCUCCGCCCUCGGCGAUGACGCUGCCGGACCCUGGCCGGGGACCUCCUCCAAUUCCCUCUUCAAUGGGCUCAUUACCACCAGCACCAUCGCAGUGGCAAGGUGCUGAAGAUGGUAUGAAGAACUGGCUGGCUGCGAAGGCUGAGGAAGAAAGGCGAAAGCAAGAGGAGGAGAAGACGAGGCAGGAAGGUUUGAGGCUCGAACAGCGCAAGAUCGAGCAGUCGAUGCUUCGCGAGUCGAUGCAGGGUGGAGUGCCCCCACACCUCGUCCCAAUGAUCUUUGCUGGCAUUGGGGGAGGGAGUCUCGCGAGCAUCAGCGCCGAAUGGAUUCGAGACUAUGCGGUCCAGCUACAGACCGCACAGCAGCAACAACAGGCGCAGGCGCAGGCGCAAGCGCAAGCGCAGUCUCAACUAUCUCCCGAGCUCCGCAGAGAGUCGAGGUUGAUCAGCCAGGCUCAGCCAGGAGCGUACGGAGCCCAACCACAAACCCCCCAAACGGUACAUCCGCCGACCUCAGUGCUUCCGGGACAGCCAUUACCGUCACAACCGUCCCAUGCGGCUUUCGCGACCAGUUCUUAUGCCAGCGGAAGCAUGUCCCCGAGAGCAAGAGCUGCGCAAUCAGGCCAUGUUGGUGCUCCUACAUCCGCUCCCCGCCCUCCCCCUCAAUCGCAGCUACCCAGGCUGACCACGAACGAAAUUCAAAUUCAGCAGCCUCCGACGGCGCCAUCGAAUGUACAGCAGCUUCAGCAGACGCAAUCGGCACAACAGGAGCAGUCUUCGCCAUCAAUCUACUUCCACCAUUGGGUUCCCCCUACGUCGCAGCAGGAGAAGUCAAGCGGAAACCCGCCGGCCACCCCUUCAGGUAAAUACAAAGCUUCGCCCUCGUUCUUGUCCCGUCAACGUGCCGCCUCUCAUGCGUCUGACCCAGACUACACCAGCUCCCCCAAGAAGCGGAAGGCCCAAGGCGGCCACCCAGCUCCGCCGCCCCCAACGUCGGCGCCUCAGUCAUACACCUCGCCAUCGUUCUCACACGUAUCGACAUCGUCCGCAUCAACGCCAGGUCGACGAGGGCACGCCCGAGCCCGUUCUGAUGCGUCUACACGAGGAGAGGGCCACGGCGCUUCUCUAGGCCGACGCGGUACCAUUUCUAGUCACCCGCACACAGAGGCAGGAGCCCAGCAGAGCGAGAGCGCGGAGCACCGUUUCCAGCACACAGCACGGGGAACUGGGAGCCAUCGUCAACAACAACAACAUGACCCCGCGUACGCGACAGCGCCCCAGCGAAAUGAGGGGCACGGAUCUGGACAGCACGCGCAGGCGGAAAGUUCCAUGGCAAUUCAAGCUGAAACUCGACAAACUGGGCCGGGUUCUGUGUCAUCUCCUAAUCGGGAGACUGGCGCUCAGUGAUUUCGGG